UCCAGCACGACCACUAGCGGCUGCAUUUUCGAAAAGAUCGUGUCCCUAUUUAUAACGGUUGAAAAUGAAGAAGUGGAAAAUGAGAGGAGAUGCGAUCUAUCAGCUCUAACUGGACCUCACUCUACUUAUCACCAAAACCAUCCAAUCCAAGAGUAUGUGUUGUGGCGAACCGACAAAACGAUGUAGUGUGAUUCCAAAAAAAGAUGCGAUUCUUUGUAUAUUGACAAUUCUGACAAGUUAUCAAAAUGAGAGUUUUGUGUUUAGUGACUAUCGUCGUAUUUCUGGCAACCGAGCGACGGGCACCCGAAGACUGAGAAUAGACGUAAGAAACCAUCGCUCUCUGGAGUAUUCCGGGUACGACCCCAUGAAAAAAAACGUUCUAAUAAUUCACGGUUUCAACGGCACCGAAAGCAAGAGGCCUAUGACCAUCUUAAGAGACGCUUAUUUGUCUCGCAACGAUUACAACAUCUUCACGGUCGACUGGAGGCCCCUGGCGAAGUUUCCCUGCUACCUCUCGGCCUUAUCGAACAUGAAGCUGGUGGCCCAGUGCUCGGCUCAGAUGUACUCCUUCAUAAUGGAGAACGGGGGCGACGCCCGGGAGACAACCUGCGUCGGACACUCUCUGGGGGCGCACGUAUGCGGAAUGAUCAGCAAUUAUCUUGACGUUAAGCAGCACAAAAUCGUCGGGUUAGAUCCGGCAAGACCGCUGAUUAAUCGCUAUGGAGAUCGGUAUUUUAGAUUGACCAAAGAUGACGCCCAUCAGGUGCAAGUCAUUCAUACGAACUCGGGGAUUCUGGGGGAGGUCAACCAGGUGGGGCACAUCGACUUCUGCGUCAACGGGGGGAAGAUGCAGCCGGGGUGCAAAGGACACAUCUUGCGUCGCUCAAGGUGUAGCCAUUUUCAAGGCGCCUGUUACUACGCUGUGACUGUGAGGAACAAAAACGCCCAUCUGGGGCAACCCUGCAUGGGCACUUGUCCCAAGCAAGGGUCUGACUGGAAUCUCCUACCCGGAAAACCCAUUCCAAUGGGCGAAGAUACGCCCUUUGGGGCCAGAGGAAUGUACUGCGUUGACACACACUCCACCACAGAUUGUCCAUUUGAAUAGCGUUAGAAAAAUAUAUUAAACCCUUUUAUUAGAAAAAUAUUACAAAGUACAAAAAUCAAACAACAAAGCAACAAGUUAAGGAACGUCAAACUAUUCGUCUUUUUCAACAAUAUCGUCAAGGCACUCUCUCAGUUUCUUGAAUUU
Zophobas morio is the source of this 1249-nucleotide messenger RNA. Its product is annotated as lipase member H-A. Gene Ontology annotation, molecular function: lipase activity. The record is from RefSeq and is a predicted model, not a curated record. Bases 155 to 1105 code for a protein of 316 amino acids. The transcript has 6 exons. Gene Ontology annotation, biological process: lipid catabolic process. Lineage: Eukaryota; Metazoa; Arthropoda; Insecta; Coleoptera; Tenebrionidae.